Parnassius mnemosyne (clouded apollo) is the source of this 837-nucleotide messenger RNA. The record is from the annotation of a GenBank genome assembly. Lineage: Eukaryota; Metazoa; Arthropoda; Insecta; Lepidoptera; Papilionidae.
AUGGACGCGCCCGGCGGAGCGCGGGAGCCCCGCUUCGGGUCGCCGUACGGUAUGGGACUCCUUGGGGAUGUUGGAGACAUGUACGGUGCUGGCCGGCCGCCCAGCUCUCUCGGUGGCGGAGGUCUACGACCAGGGAUGCAGCCCUGUCCGGUGCCCCGUACUGGUGUCAAGCGCCCGUCAGACCAGUGCUACGAUGAGCGACCAUCGCAAAGUCUCGGGCUUGAACAUUGCCCCAUGCCUGAUAUUGCUGAUGAUGGGUACGCUUCACUCCAGCCCAAGAAGUCACCUCCAUCUAAUGGCAAGAAGACGAAAGGCCGUGUUAAGAUUAAAAUGGAGUACAUAGAUAAUAAACUACGACGGUACACAACAUUCUCCAAGCGGAAGACUGGGAUCAUGAAGAAGGCAUACGAGCUUUCAACCCUAACGGGCACACAAGUGAUGUUACUAGUCGCAUCUGAAACUGGACACGUGUACACAUUCGCCACGCGGAAACUGCAGCCAAUGAUCACAUCGGAUUCCGGCAAACGGCUCAUUCAGACCUGUCUGAAUUCACCGGACCCGCCCACCACCAGUGAGCAGCGCAUGGCGGCCACCGGCUUCGAGGAAACCGAGCUCACCUAUAACGUAGUAGACGAGGAUAUGAAGGUGAGACAACUGGCGUACGGUGGGUCCGCGCAGUACCCCCUGGAACACCACCCGGGUCUAGCACCGUCACCGCUGCAGCAGUACCAUCAACACCCUCCCUGUCCGUCGCCACUUCCGCUCGGCUCGUUAGGUCAGCCGUACUCCCACCCCCAUCUAUCUCACCCUCACAUGUCGCAUCAUCCGCAACGGUAG